This is a messenger RNA of Phytophthora nicotianae INRA-310, 243 nucleotides long. RefSeq lists its product as hypothetical. The record is from RefSeq and is a predicted model, not a curated record. Bases 1 to 243 code for a protein of 80 amino acids. The transcript has a single exon. NCBI's taxonomy places the organism in Eukaryota, Oomycota, Peronosporomycetes, Peronosporales, Peronosporaceae.
AUGUGGGCAGCCAAAGUCUUAGUUACGCUGUCCAUUCCGCUUUCCACCACGGUCAACUCGCCAGUUCUUGACGAUAGCGCAAUGGAGAACAGCACACAAAAAGCAUCGAUGAAAACCGCUGCGGCGUUGAAGGUGACGACUGCGGAGGAGCAACACGCCUGUCCGUAUUGUUAUGUGAUACUUCAACCGCUUCAACUAGCCGGUCCACGCAAGCCAGUCCGAAAGAUCGCGAAGACCGGUUGA